UUCAGAAUGGGAUGAUGAAAUGAGCAUCAUUUUUCGACUCAUAUCUUAAAAUGUGCAGCUUCCAAAUUUGAAUCCAGGGAGUAUUCUAAUUCUAAAAGGAUACUAAAUUGCUUUGAACUUACCGUAUUACCUACUGUCCUUUAUGAAGUUAAGGUACAUACAUCUGAUAAUAUUAGACAAUAUUUAAAAUAAUUAGUAAAUGUAUUAUUAUGAUUAAUAAAAUAAAUGUUAGCCCUUAUAUAUAUUUGUAACAUACCAGCAGCAACUUCUGACCUGUUCAAAGCCUUCAUUCUCUAUUACAUAACAUUCGUAUUUCUUUAUACCAAGCCUCUAUUUUUGAUACCCGGAUUAUAAAUCGUAUCCUCAAUUUAAAGUAAUGAUAGGGUCAAGACCGAUUGUGAAGUUUACAAUUGGAGCAGUUGUUUUUGAAUGGCGGGAGGUCCACACGAACGGUGGGGCAGUCAGCUCGAAUAUCUGUUGUCAUGUCUCGGCUACGCAGUCGGUAUAGGAAAUCUUUGGAGAUUUCCAUAUUUGUGUUAUAGAAAUGGCGGCGGUGCAUUUUUAAUUCCGUACUUCUUGACCUUGUUUAUAUGUGGCAUUCCAUUAGUUUAUUUAGAAACCACAUUAGGUCAAUUUGCUAGUGCAGGAUGUAUCUCCAUUUUCAAUAUAAAUCCAUUAUUCAAAGGGGCAGGUUAUGCUGUUAUUAUUCUAAAUGUAAUAGCAAUAACCUAUUUUGCUGCUAUUAUGUCGUAUCCUGUUCUGUACAUAUAUCAUUCAUUUAGCUCACCGCUACCGUGGCAAACAUGUGACAAUUCAUGGAAUACGGACAAAUGUACCGAGAUAUCUGGUAAUUCGAGUUUUUUUACUUCGAAUGGAACAAUUACGACACCAGAAGAUGAAUUCUUUCAUAUACGACUAUUGCAAAUGUCUUCCGAUAUUAAUCACAUCGGUGGUAUAGUGUGGCCAGUAUUUUGGUGCAAUGUUCUCUGUUGGCUGAUCGUUUACCUCUGCAUCUGUAACGGAGUCAAGAGCGUCGGGAAGAUAGUGUACUUCACAGUUUUCUUUCCGUAUGUGGUUUUAUGUGCACUGCUUAUACGUGGAGUGACAUUACCGGGCGCAUGGAAAGGCAUAUUGUUUUAUAUUUUACCAGACUGGCAGCAGCUAAAGAAUCCAAAGGUUUGGGCAGAUGCGGCAACUCAGAUAUUUUACUCCCUUGGGCCUGGUUGGGGUGGCCUCGUCAGCAUGGCUAGUUUUAACCAAUUCAAUUAUAACAACAUAAGAUCAUCAGUGAUUAUACCGCUGGUAAACAGCGGUACAAGUAUAUGGGCAGGAUUUGUGGUGUUCUCGGUACUUGGUUUUGCUGCUGAACGGGCUGGCGUACCGGUCGGACAGGUAGCCACUGCGGGACCCGGUCUAGCUUUUGUGACGUACCCAGCAGCUGUCACGAUGAUGCCCGCUCCCAACUUCUGGGCUGUAACAUUCUUCGUUAUGUUGUUCUUCCUCGGGAUAGACUCAAUGUUUGUUACUAUAGAAGCAGUAAUUGCCGGUAUUUUGGACGAGUUUCCAAGUUUACGUACUCGGAAAAAGCUUAUCACACUACUUACUUGCUUAGUACUUUUCAGUAUUUCAAUUAUCUGCAAUACAGAGGGUGGACUUCACGUCAUAGGUCUGUUGGACACUCAUGUGGCUAUCGCCUGUGUGCCUCUAGUAUGUUUAUUGGAGCUCAUUGCCGCUGUAUAUACAUAUGGACCUCAGAAAUUAUCUAGAGAUGUCCUGUUCAUGACCGGGAAGCCACUACAUCGCCUUUGGAUUUUUAUGUGGAAGUAUACUGUACCAAUCAUACUGCUGAUAAUAAUGAUAUACUCAUUAAGAGAGGUCACCAGUCUAGGUGGAUGGUUGGUUGCGUUAUCAUCAGUAAUUCUAAUACCCAUACACGCAACUAAAGUACUUUACAAAGUAAAAGGAAACCUGUCACAGCGUCUACGAAAGAGUUGUCGUCCAUCCAGCGACUGGGGCCCGAUCGAACCAGACAUACGACAGAAAUGGAUCGCUCACAAACAGAAUAAUCAUACACUGCCUGCCGUGCAACUCGAUAAUGUGUCAAAUUUUAAAUAAAUUUAACUAU
Molecule: messenger RNA, 2125 nt
Organism: Galleria mellonella (greater wax moth)
Lineage: Eukaryota; Metazoa; Arthropoda; Insecta; Lepidoptera; Pyralidae
Product: sodium-dependent proline transporter-like
Exons: 12
Coding region: 430-2115 (561 amino acids)
Biological process (GO): sodium ion transmembrane transport
Cellular component (GO): membrane
Molecular function (GO): glycine transmembrane transporter activity
Source: RefSeq, a predicted model, not a curated record